AUGGCUACGGCUGGCGUGCACAAUUUGCCUCAGAUGAGGUCCAUAUGGCUGGAUGAGGACGAAGAGGCGGAAAAACUGUAUGGCUUACAGGCACAACAGUUUAUGGCACCUGAUGAUGAUGAAAAUUUAGCAAUUAUGAUGGUUAAUAGUGAUAAGCCAUUGUUGAGUAAUAAGCAGAAUAUUGAUUUACCACCAUUGGGGAAAAAGGAUGCCAGACAUCUGCCCACUGCGACAAUGGUUUCACAGAAGACGAAGACAAAGAAGAAGAAGAAGAAGAAGGGAAUCUUUGGUCUAUUCAGAGGUAAAGAACGUCAAGUGGUGAAGAGUCCAGGUCAAAUUUCUACACCUUUUGGGUUUCAACACAUUUCGCAUGCUGAUGUAAGAGCCGGUUUCGAGUCAGAUGAGGAAAAUGAGAAUGAGGCCAUAGAACCAGAGGAAGAAUUGCCAGCUAGGCCUUUGAGUAGGGCUUUCAUGACCCUUUCGAUUCCCGCGAAUGUUUCUCCAACUAAGGAACGCAAACGCAUUUCUUCUAGAAUGUCAAUCCAAGCUUCAAUAUCAACUUCGGCUUCGUCUAGGUACUCUAGAUCAGGCGACAGCGCCGGUCGUAUUGUCUCUAGUUCAACGAUGGCCACUUCAGUGUUGAGUGAAGCAAGCUCGCCAAGCCGCAUUGCACUUCUAUCCAGUAUGGAUAGGCUGUGCAUCAAGAACAAGCAAAAUAGAGUAUCUGAUGCCAGUGAAGCUUCGAUCAGUUUCCUUAAGAAUUAUGAUUUCCCAACACUAUUAGAGAACUCUGCCACAGAUGAACCACAGACACCUGCAAAAAACGCUUCAGAAAAAGGAUCUCCAGUAAGACUAACCAGAGUAAAUUCAGAACCCCAAUUAUUUGGUACCCCACAGAUGGAAAACAGAUGGUUUGGUGAUGAGACUCCCGCAUCAAGGAAAUCACUUGAUGACGUGCUUUUGUGCUAUCAUCAACCCAGCAUCACUAGUUCUCCAUUCCAAAAAUCUCCAAUCAAGUCAUCACAAUGA
Molecule: messenger RNA, 1029 nt
Organism: Torulaspora delbrueckii
Lineage: Eukaryota; Fungi; Ascomycota; Saccharomycetes; Saccharomycetales; Saccharomycetaceae
Gene: GIC2
Product: Gic2p
Exons: 1
Coding region: 1-1029 (342 amino acids)
Source: RefSeq, a predicted model, not a curated record